AUGCCCUUCAAUAUCGACUUUUUUCCCGUCAAGCAACUGUAUCUGUUUCAACAGCUGUUUGGUACACACUACGUAUACAUGGUGGCCGGUACAGCAUCAUGGAUGGUGGUUGAAACCAUCGAGCAUAUAGCCUCCAGGAUCAGGCAUGUCACGUAUUUGUUCAACAAGGCUUUGCGAGAAAGAGAUCCGAGGAAGAAGAGAAUGAAGUUCAAUUCUGCUGUAAGAUACCAUGUCGCCGUUUUGAAAUUAGAAGAUGCAUUCAAUAAAUCCUUUGGUUUAUUCAUGUUCACUCAUAUGGUGAUGGCUGGAGCUAUAAUGGGAUAUGGAGUUUACGCAUUCACGAAGAUUGGCCUCAAACUAUUAUCACCAACAACAUUCUUGAGAGUCAACAUAGCAAAUCCGGGCUAUGCCCACAUAAUGAGCUUCAGAAGACAAGUCUUUAUAGCUCCUCUUGAAAACACCACCAUCCCAAAUUCCAUCCUGAUCAAUUAUGAAAAUACUCCCUACAGAAUAUUCCUAUCAUUGGAUAACCUCACUUGUUUUAAGUGUAAGAAGCCCGGCCACAUAUCAUCGCAAUGUACAAAUGAAAUCCCACAGCAACUCAGUGAACCUCCUAUUAUAUCCCCUCCUGCAAAUGAAUCACGCAUUCCACCUGCUUCUGAAAAUAUGAAGAUGAUGCUGGGACCUCUGCUCAGAAUGAGAAUAGUGAAAAUGGAACAGUUGAGGAUAUCACUAAUGAUGGCAUUGAUGCCAAUCAAUCUCAAUCUUCAUCAAGUAAUUCAACAGUAUGGGAGGAAAUUCCCAUUAGUGAAGUGUUUGCUAGACCCCCACUUUGGGACCACAGGCUACCACUAUCAGAACGCCAAAACUUAA
Molecule: messenger RNA, 873 nt
Organism: Phaedon cochleariae (mustard beetle)
Lineage: Eukaryota; Metazoa; Arthropoda; Insecta; Coleoptera; Chrysomelidae
Source: the annotation of a GenBank genome assembly